Molecule: messenger RNA, 594 nt
Organism: Vicia faba (fava bean)
Lineage: Eukaryota; Viridiplantae; Streptophyta; Magnoliopsida; Fabales; Fabaceae
Source: the annotation of a GenBank genome assembly
AUGAGUGGUUCCAGAUUCAUCAAGUGUGUUACAGUUGGCGAUGGAGCCGUUGGCAAGACUUGUUUGCUUAUCUCCUAUACCAGCAACACUUUCCCCACGGACUAUGUUCCCACUGUCUUUGACAAUUUCAGUGCAAAUGUAGUUGUGGAUGGGAGCACUAUAAAUUUGGGGUUGUGGGAUACUGCUGGCCAAGAAGAUUACAAUAGAUUAAGACCCUUAAGCUAUCGUGGAGCUGAUGUUUUCUUGCUUGCCUUUUCUCUCAUAAGUAGAGCUAGCUAUGAGAAUAUUGCCAAGAAAUGGAUUCCUGAGUUGAGGCAUUAUGCUCCUGGUGUUCCAAUUAUUCUCGUUGGAACAAAACUUGAUCUUCGAGAUGAUAACCAGUUCUUUCAAGACCAUCCUGGUGCUGCACCAAUCACCACAGCACAGGGCGAGGAACUCAGAAAACUUAUUGGUGCUCCAGUUUACAUAGAAUGUAGUUCCAAAACACAAAAGAAUGUGAAGGCUGUUUUUGAUGCAGCCAUCAAAGUAGUUCUACAGCCGCCAAAGCAAAAGAAACCUAAAAGAAAGGGGCAUAAAGCCUGUUCUAUUUUGUGA